This is a messenger RNA of Durusdinium trenchii, 207 nucleotides long. The record is from the annotation of a GenBank genome assembly. Lineage: Eukaryota; Dinophyceae; Suessiales; Symbiodiniaceae.
AUGGCCCAGAAAUAUGGGAAGACCUGUGCACAGGUGGCCAUUAACUGGGUCCUAUGCCAGGGUGCUGUAGCCAUUUGUGGUGCUCGCAGUGGGGAGCAGGCGGCCGAGAACGCCGGCGCCAUGGGCUGGCGUUUGAGCGCCGAGGAUGCGUUGCUGCUGGGUGCCUUAGGUGCUCGUGGGGAAACCUCCGACUUUCAGCAUGGCUGA